Molecule: messenger RNA, 2706 nt
Organism: Drosophila ficusphila
Lineage: Eukaryota; Metazoa; Arthropoda; Insecta; Diptera; Drosophilidae
Gene: PK2-R1
Product: somatostatin receptor type 5
Exons: 7
Coding region: 477-2450 (657 amino acids)
Biological process (GO): neuropeptide signaling pathway
Cellular component (GO): plasma membrane
Molecular function (GO): neuropeptide receptor activity
Source: RefSeq, a predicted model, not a curated record
UAUCCCUUCGUUAAAAAUGUCUUACUGAUUGCCCAACAAAGUGCAAAACUAAUUUUCCGUUCAGUGAAUUCGAGUUAACAAAAGCAAAAAGGGUUAAAAUACCCGACGCGGAAGUCCUGAAAAAAGAAACACACCUUUUGCGGCACAAAUAGGAACAAGGAUACGCCUUCCAGAAAGGACACAAUACGCGCAGCAAGAGUAAAUACGCUUUUGUUAUUUAAUCUAGCCUUGGCGAGUGCGCAAUUUUUGGGCCUGUCGUCGACUGCUUAUCGGCCAUGUGCCGCCGCAGUGGCAAAGGAUCCGCCAGACAGUAUUAAUAACGCAUUGAUAGGAGGAGCAGCCCGCCUGCGAUUCGGUUCAGCUUUGUUUUUCUAUUUUUUGUUGUUUUUGUUUUUGUUAUUUUUUGGGUUUUCUGUGGUAGCAAGAUUGAGUUCGGGACUCGAUCCGAAGUCCGCAAUUAAUCGACGACAGCUAGCAUGUUGCAAGGCGUCGCCAUCGCCAUCGCCAACGACAGCAACGAUGAUGGCCUCAAUCAAUCAUUCAGGGCUCAUGUGUCGCCCAGUGCCAAUCGGGAGGUGGCCCAAGCCACGGCCACCACUUCCACCAUUUCCACCAUGGUGAAUCCCAGCGAAAGCCCCGAGCUGUUGCUGCUGCGGAAUGACAAAUUCCUAACACAUGUCGCCCAUCUGCUGAACAUAACGACCGAGAACCUCUCGAAUCUCCUUGGCUCCACGAACGGCACAAAUGCCAGCACAAUGGCAGCAGCGGAUCCAUCGGUCGACGAGUCCCUGACUCUUCGUACCGCCUUUACUAUUUGCUAUGCCCUCAUUUUUGUUGCUGGAGUUCUGGGUAAUCUGAUCACCUGCAUUGUGAUAUCGCGGAAUAACUUCAUGCACACAGCCACAAACUUUUAUUUAUUCAACCUGGCUGUUUCCGAUCUGAUAUUGUUGGUCUCAGGAAUUCCCCAGGAGCUGUACAACCUUUGGUAUCCGGACAUGUAUCCCUUCACGGACGCCAUGUGCAUCAUGGGCAGUGUCCUGUCGGAAAUGGCCGCCAAUGCAACGGUCCUUACAAUCACAGCCUUCACUGUAGAGCGAUACAUCGCCAUCUGUCAUCCCUUUCGGCAGCACACCAUGUCAAAAUUGUCGCGGGCCAUUAAAUUUAUAUUCGCCAUUUGGCUGGCGGCCUUCCUUUUGGCCUUGCCCCAAGCCAUGCAAUUUUCGGUGGUCUUCCAGAACGACGGUUACUCCUGUACGAUGGAGAACGACUUUUAUGCCCAUGUGUUUGCCGUCUCGGGAUUUAUUUUCUUCGGCGGACCCAUGACGGCGAUUUGUGUCCUUUACGUGCUGAUCGGAGUGAAGCUGAAGAGGAGUCGCCUGCUGCAAUCGCUGCCGCGGAGGACAUACGAUGCCAAUCGAGGACUCAAUGCCCAGGGACGAGUCAUCAGAAUGUUGGUAGCUGUAGCCGUCGCCUUCUUCCUCUGCUGGGCUCCCUUCCACGCCCAGCGAUUGAUGGCCGUUUACGGGUUGAACCUGAUUAAUAUCGGCAUCAGCCGGGACGCCUUCAACGACUACUUCCGGAUACUUGACUACACGUCCGGGGUGCUCUACUUCCUGUCCACCUGCAUCAACCCGCUGCUCUACAACAUCAUGAGCCACAAGUUCCGAGAGGCCUUCAAGAUCACUCUGACAAGACAGUUCGGGUUGGCGAGGAACCACCACCACCAGCAGAGCCAGCACCACCAGCACAACUACAGUGCGCUACUCCGGCAGAAUGGAUCGAUGCGAUUGCAGCCUGCCAGCUGUAGUGUGAACAACAACGCACUGGAACCCUACGGAUCCUAUCGAGUGGUGCAGUUCCGCUGCCGAGAUGCGAACCACCAGUUGUCGCUGCAGGACAGCAUUCGCACCACCACCACCACGACCACGAUAAACAGCGCCAGCCUGGCGGGAAACGGAGUGGGUGGCGGUGGUGGAGGACGUCGUCUGAGGAAGCAGGAGUUCUAUGGCCCUAUUCCGGGCACCGCCGUUCCACAUCGGAUGCUGCAGGCCCAGGUUUCGCAGCUCUCCUCGCUGGGCGAUGCCAACUCGCUCCUGGAAUCAGAAGUGGUCGAUAGACACUACGCUUCUGGCCGGGCCAAGCGAGCACUUUUGGCCACCAAAAGUGGUGCACUGCUGGUGACACCACCGCAAAAUGCCGACGCAUCGGAAGUCAGUCAACCUGCCACUCGACUUAAGUUGACGCGGGUGAUAAGUCGCCGGGAUGAGGUCACCAGUGCAGGGACUCCGCCCUUUUGUGGCAGUCACAGCUUGCCGGAUCCGGAGACUUGUCAAUCUGUGGCCUCGGUGGCAAGCCGAAGUUCACGAAAGUUUCCCUGGCGGAAGAGGAGGCAGAAAACCGAGGAGCCGAGCAGCGAGGUUCUGGCCUAUGGGUCACCCAAAUCCCAGUGACUCCAGCUGGCCAAUAGAUAGGCAUUGUUUAGUUAGCGCAAUAAACUUUUCGAUCUGUAAAUAAGCCAUGGCAAAGAGCAACGAGCGAUUUGCAUGCAAAUUCCAUUUUGGCCAUAAAAAAAAGAUAGAACGAAUGGGCAGGGUCCAGACGAUUUAUGCGAGGCAUAAAGCCGGGCUAAUGAGGCAUCAAAGUGUCCUAGCGAAUUGCGAUGGCCACCGCAUCGCACUCAUAAAUUAAGUGUUAAGUGUUGGGCUA